AUGGUGUGCGUGCAUUUCCUACUCAAGCCCCGUCUUUGUUAUAGUAAUGUUUUUGAUUUUAUCGAUAGCUGUUAUUGAAAGAACGCGUGUAGAUGGUGACGUAUGUUAUGCUAUGUUUGGUUACGUCAUCAAAUCAAAUUCAACUCAUAACUCAUAACUUAAUUUUGGGUAUGCAAAAUUAAUAUCGACAUUUAAAAAGCAGGUUUGCACUGAUAUCCAUUGAAAGGGAACGGCCUUGUCGAAUGUGAAUUGAACGAAAUCAAAAUAGCCUUUUGCGUAAAAACAAAACUUGUCCCCAUCUCGCGGAAACAGUCAGCCUUGCGAGGCGUCUUCUUCAACACAACGCAGCACAACGCGUGCAGCAGCAACACGGUCCUCGUCCUCAAAAGGCAGUAGUGUUCAAUGUUUGUUCGCUUGACGUCAAUUCGUAGAAAUGUUCUGCUACUUUUCAUUGUCGCUGGAAUCAUUUCGUACCAAUGGACACGGCGGGUGCCUGUAGAGCAAAAGAGGACCCAUGUUGGACAGGGACUGGUUGCCAACUCCUCCCAGUUCACUCUGGAGGGAAAGCCUUUUCGCAUCCUGGGAGGCUCCAUCCAUUACUUCCGUGUCCCCAAAGCCCACUGGGAAGACCGGCUGUUGAAGAUGAAGGCCUGUGGUCUCAACACUCUCACAACAUAUGUCCCAUGGAACUUGCAUGAACCGGAGAGAGGAGUGUUCGACUUCCAGGACAAUUUGGAUUUGGAAGGGUACCUGAGCCUUGCAGCAGAACUUGGACUCAGGGUCAUCCUGCGGCCUGGACCUUACAUAUGUGCUGAGUGGGAACUGGGUGGGCUACCCAGUUGGUUGCUACGUGAUAAAAACAUGAAGUUAAGGACAACAUACCUGGGAUUCACAGAGGCUGUUGACUCAUUCUUCCACCAGCUUAUGAAGAGGGUAGUUCCGUAUACGCACUCAAAUGGGGGCCCCAUCAUUGCAGUUCAAGUGGAGAAUGAAUAUGGUUCCUAUGCAAAAGAUACAGAAUAUAUGUCAUUCAUCAAGGAGGCCUUAUUGUCCAGAGGCAUCACUGAGCUGCUGCUGACCUCAGACAACCAGAAUGGGUGGACUCUUGGGGGAGUGAAUGGAGCACUGGAAACCAUCAAUUUGCAGAAGAUGAACCCGGCUGUUAUUAAUUACCUGGAAGAAAUACAACCUCAGAGGCCAAAGAUGGUGAUGGAGCUCUGGUCUGGCUGGUUUGACCUUUGGGGUGGCCUUCACCAUCUGUUCCCUGCUGAGGACAUGGUGGCUGUGGUAAAUGGAAUCAUGCAACAGGAAAUGUCAAUCAACCUCUACAUGUUCCAUGGAGGGACAAACUUUGGCUUCAUGAAUGGGGCUGCUGCUGUUGGAUUACCAGCACCUAAACCCAUGGUGACAAGUUAUGAUUACGACGCUCCAUUAUCCGAGGCUGGGGAUUACACCACCAAGUACCAUCUUCUGAGGAAGCUCUUCAGCCCUUACCACACACAGCCUCUGCCUGACGUCCCCCUCCUUCGGAGAAGGAGUGCCCACCAGCCCCUUGUCCUCAUGCAGCACCUGUCUCUGUGGGACAGCCUGCCCUUCACUGGCAAGCCUUACAGAUCCAGCACACCAGUGAACAUGGAGAAUCUCCCGGUGAACAACAACAACGGCCAGUCGUACGGCUACACUCUGUACGAGACCACCAUCACCAGCGGGGGAACCCUCCACUCCAUGAAUAACAUCAGAGACAGAGCGCUGGUUUUUCUGAACAAACACUUUGUUGGUGUUUUGGAUUACACAACCCUGGAGCUGCCACUUCUUGAAGAGAAGGGAGAAAGAACUCUGAGUUUACUGGUUGAGAACUGUGGCAGAGUGAAUUAUGGGAUAACGCUGGAUGAGCAACGCAAAGGUCUUGUUGGAGAUAUAACGUUGAAUAAGAAGCCCCUCCGAGACUUCUUAAUUCAUAGUCUGGAUAUGAAGGCAGAUUUUGUAAACAGACUUCAGAGUUCCGGCCACUGGAAGUCUCUGCGUCACCGGCCAGCCUUCCCAGCGUUCCUGCAGGCCAAAUUGUACAUGGACGGCACUCCCACGGACACCUUCCUCAAGCUUCCUGGCUGGAGUAAAGGUGUUGUAUUUAUCAACGGGAAGAAUCUCGGACGCUACUGCUCCAUUGGUCCACAGCAAACCCUCUACCUCCCUGGGCCCUGGCUUCACAAAGGAACCAAUCAGGUCAUGGUGUUUGAAGAGCAGGAAGCGGAUGGAAAGAUCCAAUUUGCCAGCGGCCCUGACUACGGUAUGACCGUGGACGUCCAGUGAGGACUGGAGGUGAGAGGGGGUUUUGAUCGGUGGCUGGUCAGAGGGGUACCACGGAGUAUGUGGAAGGGUCAGGCCCCAGUCGCCUAUCACCUGAUCCUCUGCGACACUGCAAUAAACCUUUUAUUGCCCAACUGAAUAGUUCCUUGUUGGGGUAAAACUAAACCCACUCCUAACAUAUUCUUUUGUGAGGCUUUGUUCAAAUUGUGGAAGUGGUUUUUAAGAUUUACAAAUGGUCAAAAGCGAUUGAAUAGGAUGUAAUAAUGAAUUACGAAGUACACAUUAUCAUAUUCUACUUAUUUGGUUUAUUUAUUAUGUUUUGUCAUGAUUGUAAAAUAAGUUUUGUCAAAUUGUAUUUAACACUGGUUGGAUGUCGAUGUCCCUUUACAAGGUGAUGUAGACACGUGCAAGUCCUAAUAUGUUCAGUUGUUAAUAAAACCAAUUGCACUUCAUUAUAGCGUUAUACCUUUCUUGUGGGGCAAUAUUGUUUGUUGUCUUUUAAUAAACUGGCAGUUUGUGACCUGUUUUAGGCAGUGUAAUU
Molecule: messenger RNA, 2848 nt
Organism: Gadus chalcogrammus (walleye pollock)
Lineage: Eukaryota; Metazoa; Chordata; Actinopteri; Gadiformes; Gadidae
Product: beta-galactosidase-1-like protein 2
Exons: 19
Coding region: 403-2310 (635 amino acids)
Biological process (GO): carbohydrate metabolic process
Cellular component (GO): vacuole
Molecular function (GO): beta-galactosidase activity
Source: RefSeq, a predicted model, not a curated record